Messenger RNA from Anolis carolinensis (green anole), 2366 nucleotides. RefSeq names its product PC-esterase domain containing 1A (gene pced1a). The record is from RefSeq and is a predicted model, not a curated record. The coding region runs from base 118 to 1359 and encodes 413 amino acids. Lineage: Eukaryota; Metazoa; Chordata; Lepidosauria; Squamata; Anolidae. The transcript has 8 exons.
CGUGGCCAGCAGGAGGCGCGGGCGUCCUAAAGGGCUGUGGUGCAAGUUCCCAGCAGUUACUUGCACUUGAUUUGUGUCUCGUGUGAAAUCGUUGGCUGCAAGUAACGGUCCUCAACGAUGCUGACGUUUACUUCGGAGGAGGUCCGCCAGCUCCUGCACAACAAGUUUGUGGUCAUCAUGGGCGACUCGAUCCAGAGGUCUGUCUACAAGGACCUGAUCCGCCUGCUCCAGACAGACUCGUUGCUCACCAGCGCCCAAAUGAAGGCCAAGGGGGAACUCCACUUCGAAAACGACUGCUUGCUGGAAGGUGGUCUGCUGGGUGGCCUUCACAAUGGGACAAACUACCGGGAGGUGCGCCAGUUCCACCAGCGCCACCAUCUCGUGCGCUUCUACUUCCUCACCAGGGUCUAUUCACCCUACCUGGAAAGCAUCUUGGACCACUUGCAGACCGGGCCACAGCCGGACCUCGUCAUCCUCAACUCUUGCGUCUGGGAUGUCUCAAGAUACGGCCCGUCCUCCAUGAAGAAAUACCGCACAAACCUGGAGAUGGCCUUCAACAGGUUGGAUGCCGCGUUGUCCCCAUCCUGCCUGGUCAUCUGGAACAUGACGAUGCCCCUGGGCCCCAAGGUGACGGGCGGAUUCCUCAUCCCAGAGCUCCAGCACUUGAGCCAGACCCUGCGCAACGACAUCAUUGAGGGCAACUUCUAUGGCGCCACCUUGGCUGGCCUCCACCUCUUUGACGUGGUGGACCUCCACUACCACUUCCGCUUCGACCUGGGCAACCGGGUGAAGGACGGCGUCCACUGGAACAACGUGGUGCACCGCAGGAUCACCCACUUGCUCUUGGCCCACGUGGCCGACGCUUGGGGAGUCAUCAUCCCGGAGAAGAAGAUACGGGGAGAUCUGAUGCAGGACAGGAAGCCACCCAUGACCUUCAACUUCCAGCCUGGGCAGCUGUUGUCACAUGGUCCUUCCUGGAGAUUCCCAGAGGAUCGCAACACCCAUCAGCCUCAUCCUGACUUCUUUGCAUUUCAUGACGAUUCCCUCCUCGUUCCUACUGGCGAUGGUUUAAACGAAUCUUUCUCGGGAUUCACCAGCUUUGAGGAGUCCGGUCUUCCACCGUUCCACCUGGAUGCUGUCGCCCUGGACCGCUUCUGCCACUUCGAGAGGGUGGACCCCAGCUUCUUCCGCUACGAUGCCGAAAACGUUCCCCCGAGGCCCGGCCGCCGGCGCAAGAGGGCUCCCCGUGGCCCUGAGCCCCGCCACAACCUGGUCAUGCGCCCACAGUCCUUCUACGCCCAGGACUACAGCCCUUAUAAGAGGGGCCGCGGAGCCACCUACGAGCGCUAUUGGAGCUAGGCUGGGCUUGGGAAAACCGCUUUUGGGAGCAGGGAAAAGAUUCACACCCUGCCGUCCACACACCAAGGCUGAUUUGCUCCUCUGUAUCAAUGUGCGGCAAAGUAUGGGGCAUGUGCGCAUCAUAGGCUUUGUGCCAAGUCUGCAUGGCUGGGAGGUUCAGUUUAGGGUUGGCUGACGUUUUGUAGUUUGGAUGAAAACUUUGGUAUGUGACUAAGGGUUCAUAUAGAAGUGACCUUUGGAUUUUGGAAGCAUGCGCUUUUGCAAAUCUGGAUGAUUGUAGCAAUGAUUUCCAUUUUGGGGUCUCCUUUUUGGAGGUGCAUUUGUGCCAGGAUUCUGGUUUUGCAGCCACCUGGUUUGAUUCCUGCAUCAUACCUGGCUGCUUUGUUCCACGGUUCAGAUAAUACGAUAUGGUCUUUGGUUACUUUUUUGUUAUCCAUUUGAAUUUUCUUUCCUGGACUCAAAGAUGCCUUGUUGCGGACGGAGAUGUUGUUGAGGCCAGUUUGAACUGCAUGCAUGGCCCAGUUUGUAUGUUUGAGUAUUAUUGGUGGAUGCAAUUUUCAGAAGUCUUCCAGUAUGGAUCUAUUUUGCAUUGAUUAUUUCCAAUAGUUUCCAAUAGUCGAAAAUGGUUGAGUUUUAUCAGAACACCCAUCUAAGAAAAGAUGCUUUUGGAAGUGGUUGCAGAUCGAAAUCUGGGUUCCUGUACCUUUAAGGACUGCAUAGAACAGGUAGGGCUCACUACACAACACCUGUUACAUUUCCAUCGGCUAUGCAAUUGCUAAAAGUAAGCAGCUAUCUCCACUUCUCACUUUAGAAUUCUUAGUUGUGGUCAUUUUGGGAAUAAUUUUAUAAAACCAAAGCUUAAUUGCUUUGGAGAAGAGAAUUGCCUUAUUACUUUUUUUUAAAAAAAGUUAUUUUCCUUUUUAUCUUUAGCAUUUUCACUUAGAGAACUUUGGCAGGAGGCUUUCAUCUGGAAAGUAAUUAUUAAAAAAACCCUUGAAAGAAUGAAA